Messenger RNA from Funneliformis mosseae, 738 nucleotides. The record is from the annotation of a GenBank genome assembly. Lineage: Eukaryota; Fungi; Glomeromycota; Glomeromycetes; Glomerales; Glomeraceae.
AUGACUAGUAUUCCACCAAAUUACACUUUAUAUGUUCGAAAUCUAAACGAAAAGACCAAUAAAGAUGAAUUGAAAAGGUCUUUAUACUCCCUGUUUUCAGCGUAUGGACGUAUCAUUGAUAUUGUCGCUUUGAAAACAAAAAAAAUGCGUGGUCAAGCUUUUAUCGUUUUUAAGGAAAUUCAAAGCGCUACUUCGGCCAUGAGGGGACUUAACGGUUUCAACUUUUACGAUAAACCAAUGCAUAUUGAAUACGCAAAAGGUAAAUCGGAAGCCAUCGCAAAAUUAGAUGGUACGUGGAAAAGACCCGGUAUUGCAACGACGACGACCAAUGUCACCGCUUCACGCGCACAAGCUUAUGGUCAUCCUAUUUCAUCACCUGCACAGAAAAGACAGCGGGAGGAAGAAGACAUUUCAGAUACUAAAAGAGCGGCAAACGGAGGGAAAGUAGAGAGGGAAUCGGAGUCACCAGAGAUUGAAGUCACCGUAAAAGGAGAGAUGGAACUUAUCAAUAGGAUAUUGUAUAUACAGAAUUUACCACCGGACGUUACGGAUGAGAUGUUGAGCUUUUUGUUUCAACAAUAUCCCGGUUUUAAGGAAGUACGUCUCGUUCCUGGUAAAUCGGAUAUUGCUUUUGUGGAAUAUGAAGCCGAUCAUCAAGCGGCUGUAGCAAAGGAUGUACUUGAUGGAUUCAAGAUUACCCACGAUAAGGAAAUGAAAGUGACAUUCUCAAAGAGAUGA